AAGGAUGUUGGAAAUCUGCUACGAUGGCUAGGUGCUCCGUCGUGUGAACCGGUGGUUCCUUUUGUCCUGGCCUUCAUUGGUCGUGAAGUUGUGGCUUACUACGUUGACGCGGCGUGUGUCGUUAUGAGGACUGAAGAGAAGAAUUUGUUUCUAAACGAGAUCCACGAAGGGCCACAUUGCCGCAAAAGACGAUAUCUGUCCAUUGCAGGAAGGCAACUGUGGGAGAAACAGAUUCGUCAUUAUGAGGAGGCUCUUCGACGUUGUGUUGGAUGGAGACGUCACCGGGAUUUCCUGUUCGGGUACUAUGACGAAUCGAAGGAGAAGGAAUCGGAGCUGAACGAGGGAGUUCAUAUCAAUGAGGCCUCCCGUAAUGCUUCUUGA
Ostertagia ostertagi is the source of this 381-nucleotide messenger RNA. The record is from the annotation of a GenBank genome assembly. NCBI's taxonomy places the organism in Eukaryota, Metazoa, Nematoda, Chromadorea, Rhabditida, Trichostrongylidae.